Molecule: messenger RNA, 1176 nt
Organism: Lasiosphaeria miniovina
Lineage: Eukaryota; Fungi; Ascomycota; Sordariomycetes; Sordariales; Lasiosphaeriaceae
Product: chaperonin 10-like protein
Exons: 6
Coding region: 1-1176 (391 amino acids)
Cellular component (GO): cytoplasm
Molecular function (GO): zinc ion binding; alcohol dehydrogenase (NAD+) activity
Source: RefSeq, a predicted model, not a curated record
AUGGCUACCUUUGACAUCCCAACCGAGCAAUGGGCUCAGGUUGUCGAAAAAUCUGGCGGUCCCGCUGUCUACAAGAAGAUUCCCGUUCAAAAGCCCGGACCUGAUGAGGUACUCAUCAAUGUCAAGUACAGCGGAGUCUGCCACACUGACCUGCACGCCAUGAUGGGUGACUGGCCACUGGAGACCAAGAUGCCACUUGUCGGCGGCCACGAGGGUGCCGGAGUGGUGGUAGCCAAGGGCGAGCUUGUCAAGGACGUUGAGCUCGGCGACCAUGCCGGUAUCAAGUGGCUGAAUGGCAGCUGCCUGGCCUGUAGCUUCUGCAUGCAAGCCGACGAGCCCCUUUGCUCGCACGCACUUCUCUCUGGCUACACUGUCGACGGCAGUUUCCAGCAGUACGCCAUAGCCAAGGCGGCACACGUUGCCCAUCUCCCCAAAGAUUUGGAUCUCGAGGCUGUGGCCCCGGUCCUGUGCGCCGGCAUCACCGUCUACAAGGGCCUGAAGGAGUCAGGGGCUCGCCCCGGACAAUGGGUUGCCAUCGUCGGCGCUGGAGGAGGCCUGGGCAACAUGGCGAUUCAAUACGCCAAGGCCAUGGGCCUGAACGCAAUUGCAAUUGAUGGCGGGGCCGAGAAAGGCGCCGCCUGCAAGGAGCUUGGCGCCGCUGCGUACGUCGACUUCCUUUCCACCUCUGACUUGGUCAAGGAGGUGAAGGCGGCCACGCCCGAAGGCCUCGGCCCGCACGCCGUGCUCUUGUUAGCGGUAUCGGAGAAGCCCUUCCAGCAGGCAACAGAGUAUGUGCGCAGCAGGGGCACCGUCGUCUGCAUCGGUCUCCCCGCCAAGGCCUACCUCAAGGCGCCCGUCUUCGACACGGUCGUGAGGAUGAUCACGAUUAAGGGAAGCUACGUCGGCAACCGCCAGGACACGCAGGAGGCGAUCGACUUUUACGCGCGUGGUAUGAUCAAGGCGCCGUUCAAGACAGUCGGCCUGAGCCAGCUCCAGGACAUCUACACCAUGAUGCACGAAAACAAGGUCGUGGGCCGAAAUGGGGGGGCGGGCAGUGUGAUUCUCGCCAUAUUCGCCAUAUUCGGGAUAGAGCAUGAUGUUUCCUUGUUGAAUUUCCCCCUUAGGUCCGGCAUGCCCCCCGACUUGAUCUUGAUCUGGAUACUGGAGCUGGUUUGA